Molecule: messenger RNA, 1331 nt
Organism: Felis catus (domestic cat)
Lineage: Eukaryota; Metazoa; Chordata; Mammalia; Carnivora; Felidae
Exons: 2
Coding region: 115-858 (247 amino acids)
Biological process (GO): cell surface receptor signaling pathway
Cellular component (GO): plasma membrane
Source: RefSeq, a predicted model, not a curated record
UUGGCUCGGCCCAGGCAGGAAGAGUGACGUCUCAGAACGACUCCCCCGAGAGCCUCCUUCCCCGUCCCUCAGCACACAUUCCCAGAAGAGCCCUCCGUCCGCCCUGCCCCUGCCAUGAGCCUCGGCCUCCUGUGCUGUGUGGCCCUGGGUCUCCUGCAGGCAGGGCCCGUGAAUGCUGGCAUCACUCAGACCCCCGCAUUCCAGAUCCUGGGGGCAGGACACAGCAUGACGCUGAGAUGUGAACAGGACAAGGACCACGACUACAUGUCCUGGUAUCGACAAGACCCUGGACAUGGGCUGCGGCUGAUCCAUUACUCCGUCAGUGCUGGUACCACCGAGAGAGGAGAAAUCUCCAACGGAUACAACGUCUCUAGGUCAAAUACAAAGAACUUCCCUCUCACGCUGACGUCUGCAACUCCCUCCCAGACAUCUGUGUACUUCUGUGCCAGCAGUGACUACACAGCGCUGCACAGCUGUCUCCUCUCUGCACAAAAAAAGGCAGGGGGAGGGCCUGCGCCCCGGGACUCGGCAGAGCCCUCGGCACACUCCCAGCCCCCCCGCCCCGACCCGAGCCCCAGAGCCCCGAGGGGCCCAAGCGCCCAGAGUGAACCUCGGUGUGGGCUGAGGUCCGUCUGCAAGGCACUGACAGCCUGGCCUGGACCCGACCAGACCUCAGGCGGCCAUGUCUCCACCUCUGGUCUGUGCUCUGAGCCGCCUGGCUGGCUGCGAAGGUGCUUCCCCAGCUCUGACUGUUCUACCCCCUGCCUAAGUCUGAUGCUUCCGGGAUGGAAAUUGUUCGCACUGGGUAAACAGCACAAUGUGUUAUUAACAAUGUGUUAUGAAAUCAGAUCUAUCUAGACGCCCCCCUCCUUGUCUCCCCCUGGCACCUCAGGGCAUUGCUCUCCGAUGCCCGGGGGGGACCCUGCUCCCCCCAGCCUUUCCAUAGGGGCAGCCCCAACAAGGCCCUGCUGGGUCUGUCCUCUAGCUGCCUCCGGGCCCAGCUCGCACAGCUCGCUGGCCCUCGGCUCUGGCCACACUGCUAGGCCCUCAGUUCUGCCAUGUCCCUUCCCAUCUCAGGGACAUCCAGGGCUAUUUCCUCUGCACUGGGCAUGAGUCCUUCCUUCUUGCAAUGGCUGACGCCCACUCAUGCUCCUGUUCAAGGUCACCCUGGGUGGCCUGCCCUUUCUGGGCCCACCUGUUUCCAGGGGAAUGGCGGACACAGCUGGUGUGUCUCUGUUCUAGAUUUUCCAGACUUUUCUCUCAAUCGGUUUUAUUUUUUUUUUUCUUCAACGUUUUUAUUUAUUUUUGGGACAGAGAGAGAUAGAGCAUGA